Drosophila innubila is the source of this 340-nucleotide messenger RNA. RefSeq lists its product as uncharacterized. The transcript is spliced from 2 exons. NCBI's taxonomy places the organism in Eukaryota, Metazoa, Arthropoda, Insecta, Diptera, Drosophilidae. The record is from RefSeq and is a predicted model, not a curated record. Bases 1 to 327 code for a protein of 108 amino acids.
AUGUUUGAGGCGGUUGAUGGAGUGGCCGACGCCAAAACAGUUGGCAUCUUGCUGCCCAAUAACGAGGAGGAGGAGAAUGUUGAAGGCAUAGGCAAAGAAACUUUACCAAAACGUCCAAGGAUGGAUGCUGCAAGUUUCAGCAAAGAAAAAGCGCCAAGCGAGAACUGGCUGGCUGCAAUGGUGGCGGGUGAAAAUAUGGUCCUCAAGGAGAUAUUGGACGAGCUGGUGGAGCUAAAAAAGAAUUCACAAGAGAUGCUAGAGGAGCGCAAGAAAACCAAUUUAAUUUUAGAAAAAUUAGUUUUGGCUAUUGAGAAUAAAUUCAAAUGAUUAUUAAAAUUAA